AUGUUGGCGAUGUGGCAGAAGAAGACGGGGCAAAUUGUCAGGCCAACGUAUGGAGAGAUUCUGGCAUGCGGAGCCCUCAAGAAGUACAAUGCGAACGGCAAGGUGAACAAGGCACUGACCAGGCUGUACAGAAUCCUAGUCGCAGAGUCGGCAUACCUUAUCUGGCAGCUACGACUGGAGCACCGGAUCAAGCGUGACGGUCUGGACCCAGCGAGCGAGCAGGAGAUACACAACAGGUGGUACAAGCAGAUCGACCUGCGCCUCGAGUUGGAUAGGCAACUGACGAACCGGUCAAAAUGGAGGAAAAAGGCCUUACCACCAGCGCUAGUCAUAAACACAUGGCGAGGAGUGCUUGCAAAGGAAGACACACUCCCAGCGGAUUGGACGAAUCCCGCUGCGGAGCUCCAGGUUUUGGUGGGUCGGGAGGUGACGAUGAUGGGGUAG
Mycena indigotica is the source of this 444-nucleotide messenger RNA. RefSeq lists its product as uncharacterized. The record is from RefSeq and is a predicted model, not a curated record. NCBI's taxonomy places the organism in Eukaryota, Fungi, Basidiomycota, Agaricomycetes, Agaricales, Mycenaceae. The transcript has a single exon. The coding region runs from base 1 to 444 and encodes 147 amino acids.